Molecule: messenger RNA, 1512 nt
Organism: Musa acuminata AAA Group (dessert banana)
Lineage: Eukaryota; Viridiplantae; Streptophyta; Magnoliopsida; Zingiberales; Musaceae
Exons: 3
Coding region: 318-1106 (262 amino acids)
Biological process (GO): mRNA splicing, via spliceosome
Cellular component (GO): U2-type spliceosomal complex
Source: RefSeq, a predicted model, not a curated record
GUACAGUCCGUCUCGAUUUGGCUUGUGCCGUGCUCGAGCCCGUGCCCGCAAGCAAACCCUGAAAACCCUAGAAAGGGUGGAGAGGCCUUUGGCUUCCCCUUUUUGCGUGGCGAUCGAGGGAGGAGGCGUGCCUGCGAAGCGAUCACCACUCUGGGAAUUCUUCUGCCGUCGGUUUCUUAGCUCACCGUUUGGGAUUCCGUUCGGUGGUUUUCUUUACGUUUCGUUCUUUGCCUUCGUCUCUUCGGGUGGGCGUUUCUUAUCUGCGGUCGGUUGGUUUCGUGGAGCUGAUUGAGAGGGAGAAGGUGGGAUGUGACAAGAUGGAGGGGAGCUUCGGAGGUGGUGGUGAUGAUGGUAUUGGAAAGAAUGGGGGACCAAGCGACGGUCGGCCGCCAAACCCUUUCGCCGGAGCGUCUCGGCAGUUCAUGGGCGGGGCCCAUGGCGAGUCACCUUGUAAGUCGGCUCUCGGUCGCCAUGACUCCCUUGUUGCUGUUCCUGGAGCUCUAUUUGAGGAUAAGCCUCAGUCGGCAAAUGAUACUUGGAGGAAACUUCACUCUGACCCUUUGCUCCUUAUCCGUCAGCGUGAGCAGGAAGCACUUGCUCGAAUAAAGAAUAAUCCCAUAAAGAUGGCAAUGAUUAAGAAAUCUGUAGAAGAUGAGAAAAAGAAGAAGCAAGAUAAGAAAGAAAAGAAAAGGCAUAAGGAUCAUCACCACAGUAGGUCAAAGGAUGAUAAACGCUCAUUGAGACGUUAUUCUGAUUCAGGUACUGAUCUGUUCCCCUCUCUUGAAUUCGAUCAAGCGUUUGUUUCCCGUGUGGAUUUUAUUCGACAAAGGUUUCAUCCUUGCCCCUUUACCACGGUUCUAAAUCGUUUCUUCGUUCUUGAUUUGAACCCUAGAAUGAUGGAUGCCUUCCAUCGUUUUUUUUUCGAUUUUUUCCGAUCUUUAAGAGCUUUUCUUUGGAUUCGUUGUGUUCUAAUUCCCGAUACGUCGAUAUUGGUUCGUUAUCAUCGGUCCUUUUGUGUUGCUAAUUCUUUGUAUUUCUUGAUCAUUGUUCGUGAUCAUCGGUCCUCUUUUUUUAUUUCUUCUCUUCUCCGUCUUCUAUGCAACUAGGGUUUUUCUGUUUUACGAUUCGAUGUUCCGGGAUAAUAUGGAGGGCUUUAACUCUUCUUGCUGUUGAUCAUAGUAAUUCGAUUACGAGUGCUUAAGUUUCUUGGUUGUUUCUGGAAGAAGGGCAAAGAUAAACCACUCAACCACACAACCAGAAACUAGUCAAAGACUCUUCUCCCUACUUUGGCGGCUUGUGUAUACGAAACUGAUCUAUGAAAGACUCGCAUUUAUGACAGUUCGUUGAAUCUAGGUUUGAGCUGUAACAAAGGUAACAUGAGAGGAUUGAUUUUGAUUGUUGGUUGUCGUCCACAAGCUUCUUUGGUUUGAGGAAAUGAAAUGUUUUAGGACCAAGAAAACCUAAUAUUGCUUUAAAAAAAUUGAUGCAAUUGUUUCAAGUUUGUUUAUUUUA